AUGGACCCUCGCAUCGCCACAACCUCCGUGUUCCGGUUGUCUAGAAGUUGCCGGAAGAUUCAUAUCCGCCGUCGUAAGUCACAGGUGGUGCGUCUUGGCGGGAAGAACAAUGUCUUGCCACGUGGAGGUUUCUCAUUGAAGAAGAUGGUGAGGAGGAUGAAGCUAAGAUGGUUGAGGCUACACUACGUGAGACUUGUGAAGAAGGUCAAAGGGUAUUAUCGAAAUUUGGUCAAAGAGUUCGUAGAAGCAGGAGCUGAGCUUGAAGCUAUUCAGAAGCGAAUGGCGGUUGAAGCGGCUGCGUUUGCGGUUCCAGGUUUAGGUCUCUCUUUCUCCUCCAUGUCAGUCCAUGACCGAGCACGGUAUUUUCUUGUAUAG
Messenger RNA from Microthlaspi erraticum, 375 nucleotides. NCBI's taxonomy places the organism in Eukaryota, Viridiplantae, Streptophyta, Magnoliopsida, Brassicales, Brassicaceae. The record is from the annotation of a GenBank genome assembly.